This is a messenger RNA of Bactrocera oleae (olive fruit fly), 7094 nucleotides long. The record is from RefSeq and is a predicted model, not a curated record. Lineage: Eukaryota; Metazoa; Arthropoda; Insecta; Diptera; Tephritidae.
AUUCGUAAAUUCUUCGCCGACGGAUCGAUCGAUUUUUCGUGGCCAAUAUUUGAGUACUACAGUUGGUUGGUGCUUUCCUUCGACUAUCGUUGCUGCGAAAAAAAGUGUCGUCUUUAAUCUUCGUUUAUCGCUGUUUAUCGUCGUUGAAUUUCGACAAAGGCGAAAAUCUUUUCAAAUUUGUUCGGCGCUUCUAAUUUAGUUAUAGUUAAAAUUUCUAUUCGAACGGAUUCGAACGCUCUCUCCCAAUCGAUCCGUUACGUUAGAAUAUAACCGAAAAUAAUAUAUGUAUAUAAUUUUUGAGCUUAAUUAACCGUUGACUAGUUCGAAAAGUUAAACAUUUUUUCAUAAAUCGAAAUAUUUUGUUUGUUUGUUCAACAAACGUCGACACGCUACAUUAUUUAUAACCGUUUGUUUGAUCCUUGAUCGAUAAAAAAAGUUCUCGAAACGAUGGGAGAGACAGAAGGUGAAGUCGGUGCAGCCGAUACGCGAGCCUCUGAGGAGCCCGAGUCGACUCCCGUGCAGGAUACGUUAGCGGUUCCGGUACAGAAACGUAGGAAAGUGAAAUCGCCUACUCCCGGUACGCUGCGCGGUCGCAGUGCUACCCCGAUACGUGGCAGGAGUCAGACCCCAUUCUCUUUGUACUUAAACCGUCGCAGUGCUACACCUUCCACAUGGCGCAGCAUUACUCCUUUCCUAAAACGCGAGGAAAGAGAAAAAACUCCGUUCGAGCUUGGCAAGGACAUUAAAACUCAAAUAACUUGCAAUAAAGCUGUUUUCGAUCGAGCAUUGAUUAUGGAUAUUACAGAGAGCGAGGAAAUUCAAAAACCUGUGCGUUACAUAACGACCGAUAUGUCUGUGAUUGAUCGUGCUGCCGUAAUGGAUGUAUCGAAUGUUGAGGUUAUAUACUUGAUCGAGGAAUAUGAAGAGGUGGAAGAGGAGGAGGAAAUCAUUGAAGAAGUGAAACCUAAGAAGAAAGGCAAAGGUAAAAAGGCUCGCACACCACGCAAAAGUAUCGAAAAGGAUGCAUCAGCAUCUGGAGCUACGUCAGAUACUGAAGGUGAUCCUGGUGACAGAGCUAGUACCGAUCGCGAAGAGAGCAUUGAACCAGAUGAUUUGGAUGAGCCUGUAAAAAAGACGAAAAAGAAGGCUGCACCCAAAAAGAAGGAAAAGAAGGAGAAAUCACCGAGCCCAAAGUUGACCUUGAAAUUAGAAAUGGGCGGUGGUCAAAAGGCAAGCAAAAAGAUGUUCGAGGAGCAACAAAAGCAACAGGAGGCAAAAGAUCUUGCGCCGAAGCCACCACCAAAAAAGAGCAAACUUGUUUUGCAAAUGGAAGAGCAGGCCAGACAGGCGGCUAAAGCAGCAGAAGAAGAAGCAGCUAAAGCAGCUGCCAAGCCUAAGGGAGAGACCUUUGCGGAGCGACAAGAACGCUUGAAGAAAGAGAAGGAGGAACAGGAGCGAAUUGAAGCAGAGUUACAAGCUGCAUUACGUGCCCAAAAAGAGGCCGAACAGGGUGAUGAGGAUGAAACAGAGGAGCAAGACGAAGAGGGUGAUGAAGAAGAAGAGGAUGCUGGUGACGAAUCCUUCGCCGGUACAGAGUCAUAUGGAGGCGACUACGCCGAUGAAGCUGGUAGCGAAUUACGUGAUGAAGAUGAGGAAGCUGAAGAUGCGGAUGUGGUACCCGAACUUCCGAAAUCUAAAAAGCGACGUGGCAGUAAUUCAUCUGAAGAGUUUACACGACCUAAUCCUUAUGAUGAGGAACGCUGGAAACGUAUCGCCGAGGAGGAGGGUGAAGAGUUUAUGCAACAAAUGCGGAAAUACAGUAUGCGUAUUCAUAAAAGCGAGAAGGAACGUGAUGCUGAAUGGCAACGUAUAAGGGAGCAAGCUCGCUUGCCUCACUUCAUUGUCUUCCUUACGGAUCGUACUGUUGAAGCAGGCCAUAAUGUCCGUAUUUCUUGUGCUGUUGGAGGACCCGAGUUGUCAGUGAAAUGGUUCAAAGAUGGCCGACAGUUGGAGCGUGAUGCAACACAUCGCAUUAUUAACAACAAUAACAUUUUAGCAUUAGAAGUAGUCAAUACGACGAUAUUAGAUUCCGGCGAGUACUCCUGUAUGGUGGCGAAUUCCAAUGACACCGUCACUUCGUCAUGCUAUGUGACUAUUUAUGAAGUAUUCAAAGACGAGCCAGCACCACCAUCUUGCAAGCUAGUCAAAGAAUACUAUCACUUGCGUGACGAUGAACUAACUAUCGAAUGCCAUCUACAUGGUGUACCACGUCCAGCUGUCGUUUGGACGAAAGGUGGACUUGAUGUUAAGCCAAGCUUCAAAUUUACCAUGCUUGAAGAAGCGCACGGCAUCUACAAACUACUUAUUUACAAACCAAACGACAAGGAUAAUGGUACUUAUAUUUGCAAGGCAGCCAACUCCAGUGGUGAAGUCAAAAUUAGUCAUCACGUGGAAGUUGCCAAGAAUAGACACUUCCAUGCACGCGGUAUCUUCCACGCACGUGAUCGUUUGCAAAAAGAUAAAGAGUUGGCAGCGAAGAAGGCUAUGGAGGAAGCUCUUCAGUCAAAAGCUGCAUCCGAUCGCAAGCGUACAUCUACAGAAGCGGAAGCUAAAGAACGUGUACACCGCGCUUCACCCGAGCCAUUGGUAUCUCCAAAACAAAAACUCAAGUUCGCUACGCAAUUACGCGAUCGUAUGGCUCUGGAAGGCAGCACUGUACGUUUUGUGUGCACCGUAAUUGGACCUAGCCCCAAUUGCCGCUGGAUGAAAGAUGACAAAUGGGUUGUGGCUGGGCCAACAGUCAAAAAUCUGUCGGAGGAAGGAAAAGCAAUUCUUGAGGUGAGCAAGGUUACGUCCGAAGCAUCGGGUGUUUACAAGUGUGUGGCCAAAAACGAUUACUGUGAAAUCGAGACGCAAUGCUACUUCAAAGUGUAUAGUGCCCAAGCUGAUGGCGACGAACAAGAGCCGAUCUUCGCUCUACCACUAAGAGAUGUAUAUCAUUCGUCCCAGAAUGAUUUAAUUAUUGAUACGAAAGUGCGCGGUAACCCCCGCCCCAAGAUUACAUGGGUAAAGGACAAUCUACCAGUAGUACUCGAUGAUCGUCGGGUACAGAUUGAACAUUUGGAUGGCGUUUGUGAGCUGAUCAUUAACAAGCCAACGUCGAGUGAUAGUGGUGUGUACACUUGCAUUGCUGAAAAUAAAUUGGGCAGUCAGAAGACUACACACACAGUUGUAGUAGAAGUUGUGCAAUCAUCGCGACGUUCAAGUUUAUUGUCUGGCGUAAUGACCGAAUCCGAUAGUGAAGCUGGUACUGGAGAUGCGAGUGGUAAAAAGGUCGAGAAGGGUAGUCGCCCUCCGAAAAGCAAGAAGCAGGACGAUGAGGCCGAGGCUGGCACAUAUGAGCGUCGCAGUCGUAUGCCCGACCCCUCACCAAAAACACAAUUGUAUUUUAUUGCGAAUCUUUCGAAUCGGUAUGUAGCUGAAGGUUCCAAAGUCAAAUUUCAGGCGGUUGUGGGCGGUCCUGAUGCCACAUUCAAAUGGCAGAAGGAUGAACAGAAUGUUACUUAUGGUCCACGUAUCCGUAAUAUGAGCCGGGAAGGAAUGGCUUGCUUAGAGUUCCUCAAUACCUCAGCUGAAGACUCGGGUGUUUACACGUUGACGGCACAAAAUGAAUUCUGCAAAAUUACAACCUCGGCCUUGUUGCAUGUAUACUCACCGAAGGUUAGCUCCGACGUACAACCAAUGUUCACACGUUCACUGAAAGAAAUUUAUCAUCUCAAUACAAAUGAACUCGUUUUGGAGACGGGAGUACGUGGCCAACCAACACCACAAGUGCAAUGGUCGAAGGAUAACUUCGAAAUAAAAAACGGUGGACGUUACCAAAUAUUACAACAUCAAGAUGGUACUUGUGAGUUGAUUAUUGAUAGACCAGAUGCAAAAGAUUGCGGCAAGUAUUUAGUACGGGCAGAGAAUAGUGCUGGUAAAUCAGAGAUUACACACACUGUAUUGUUUGAGGGUAAAGCGUCUCAUAUCGCUGAGAAUAUUCAUGGUGUAUUCCAUGCCGAUAAGAGUUUAUUACGUGCCAAGACUGUGGAGGACGAGAAGGCAGUCCCCUCAAAGGCUGAGGUGGCCGAAAGUGAUGCAGAAGAUAAAGAUGGCAAAGGGAAAUCGAAGGCUAAGGCUAAAAAAGCUAAGAAAGAGGAGGAGGAAACAACUUCAUCUGCAACUGAAAUUGCUUCAGAUACUGGAAGCCUUAAGAAACGAGAAAAAGUUAUCGGCAUACAUUUUGCUACAUCGGUUAGGGAUCGUGUUGUGGCUGAAGGUUCCAAAGUGAAAAUAUCAUGUUUCUUGGAGUCAAAGGAACCACAAGUCAAGUGGUUUAAGAAUGAUGAACCUAUCGCUAAUAGUCCAAAGAUUAGGGGUCGUCACAGUGAAGGUUUGUGUCUAUUGGAUAUUGCUAGUGCUACGGUUGAAGAUAGCGGUGUGUACAAGUGUUGGGCGCGCGAUGAAACCGGCGAAGCUUCUACAUUCUGCAAAUUGGAGGUUUAUGCAGAUCCAGGUACGGGUGAUGUGCCACCCACAUUUACACGUAACAUUAAAGACACCUAUCAUGGCAAAAUACAUGAAUUGCAACUAGAUGUGCAUGUGCGUGGUCUACCCACACCAUCCGUUACUUGGGUUAAGGAUGGAGUUAAAGUCGAAUCGAGCGAAAAGUAUCAGCAAAUCGACCAUGAUGAUGGCCUUUGUGAGCUGUUCAUUAUAGACCCAGUGCCGGCUGAUAGUGGUAAAUAUGUUUGCCAAGCGGAAAAUCGUGAAGGAAAAACUGAAAUUAGUCAUAUUGUGACGGUGGAGCCUAGACGUAGGCGACCGAUUUCACCAUCCAAAGAGGCCAGACCACCAGUCAAGCCAACAACAGAGGAAGAAGAGAUAGAAGGUGAAGAUAAGGAUGAGAAGAAAAAGAAGAAGAAAGCCAAGGAAGAAGAGGAAGGUAGUGGAAGGCGUGAGGCACCACCACCACCGGAUCUAAAGAAAUAUCUGUACCUUAGAAACUUCCUAUCUAAUCGCACUGUUAAGGCUGGCAGUAACGUCAAGUGGAUGGUCAAUAUCGAUGGACCUGAACCGACUGCCCGUUGGUUCCACGGCGAGCAACCAAUUGCUUUCGGACCCAAGAGUAAAAUGUCUUGCCAGGAUGGAAUCGCAUGGCUGAAUUUAAUAGGCGUUUCCGAGGAGGAGGCUGGUGAAUAUACGUUGCGUGUGAAGGGUUCAGAAAAUGAAGUUGUUAGCACUUGCCAACUUUUUGUCUACACUACUGGUAAAGAGGAGGUAGUAGCUCCUGUUUUCACAGUGGGCAUUAAAGGUAAAGCAAAAAAAUUAUGUUAGAAAUUUAUGUCGUGAAUUUUGGAACUGUUCGUCCAGUGGGUUAUUCGGAGAGGGACAGGUACGCUAUCAUGUAAAGGUAUUUCGGUAAAUACUAAAACUAACACUACUGCAACUAACGCAUUGAACAUAGGUAGGGUAUAGGAAAAUAGCCAGAGCUUAACUAUUAUAUCUUUUUAUGCACCUAUAUAUAUUAUUUGUGUUCGCAUUGUUACCCUAUUUCAUAGAUUCAUACCAUAAAGAUCAGAAUGAGAUCACACUCGAAUGUAAGGUAUCCGGGAAUCCAAAACCGCAAAUUUUUUGGCAAAAGGACAAUACUUUGCUGCCAUUGGAUAGUAAUAAGUACAAAUAUGUGGAAUUAGGUGACGGUGUCAUACAAUUAUUCAUCACAGAGCCAGUUAAGACUGAUACCGGGCUAUAUACAUGCUAUGCGGAGAAUGACAGUGGACAAAUGAAGAUAAGCAAAUUUUUGGAUAUAUCCGAUUAUGUGCAAAAAUUAACCCAGAAGCGAACUCUUCAGAAGGUUGUACAAGAACAGGAGCCAACUGCUGCAACCCACCAAAAUGAGGGUGAGGCCAGUGAGCAGUUGAAGUCCAAGGUAAAGGAUGAGAAACUCAAAUUGACCGCUGAAACGACAAUGAAGCCAAUGUCGAUAGCUGAAGGCAAUAAAGUGCAGCUCAUAUUUUAUGUGAGUGGUUACAUCGAGGACGUUUAUUGGUUGCGUGGUAAGGAACGCGUGACGAAGGACACGCGACACAAAAUAUAUAAUAUCAACGGCGCCAUCAGUUUGGAGAUACACAACGCCAGAACCGACGAUACGGGGUCGUACAAGUGUGUGGUGCGUAAUAACAAAAACACCAUUGAAAGCUGCUGUGAUUUGACGGUCUACGAGCAGACAGCCGGCAAGCUGCCGAGUAGUUUUGCGGACAAUAUCAAAGAAUAUUAUAAUGCGAAUCGCAACGAAAUCACACUCACUUGUCAAGUGCACGGUCGUCCGAAUGUUACAUGGCUUCGCGAUGAUCACACUAUUUCCAACAAUCGCUACAAAUCCACAGAAGAAGUGGGCGGUAUACGCAAACUGAUCAUACGCAAUCCGAUCCCGUCGGAUUGUGGCAUAUUUGCUUGCUUCGCUGAAACCAAUGACCACAUCCACGCUAUUAGUAAAUCCAUACGCACGGGCGAUCUUAAACAGUUGAUGACUGCGAACGUAGAAAUUACAACUAACGGUGAGUAUGUACCACAUAUGAGACGCUCAUCGCAGACGCUUUACGAAAUGAUGAGUAAUGGUGAAGCAUCAUCGCACUUCACUACCGAAGAAGUUAUCAAACGUACUCGAGAGCUGCGCCCAUUGGGAAUGAUUUCACAUAGUAAACCCUUAUUCAGCACUCUAUUGCACGAUCGGACGGUCGCUGAGGGCUCUAGCAUACGACUAAGCUGUAAUGUAGUCUGUGAUGGGGACACACGCAUUGAGUGGUUGAAGAAUCAUCGUCCACUACCCAAUGACGGUCAAUAUCUGACCGUUUUGCGUAAUGGUAUUGCCUCGUUGGAUAUUGCUGCAACGAGCAUUGAAGACAGCGGAAACUACACGUGCCAUGCCAUUAACGACUAUGGUGAAACAUUCACCCACGCACAACUGAGAGUCUACAAACAUUACGAGGACGCUGUACAACCUUCCGCGUUUGUACAAUCAAUCAGAGACACUUACUCCAUUAAUGAGA